ACAUGGUGCAGAAUCUUUCCACCCCUGCACUCCAAAAACCCAAUCAGAGGAGUGGCCGUAAUCUGACUCCCAGUGCACUGGGAGCCGAGAGGCAGGCAAUGAGAGCGCUGCACUCUGCCCAGGGAAGGAAUGAGUGGCAGACCCGCAGCAAGAAGGUGGGGUAAGUGUGGACCUUUGUGUAGAAGAGAAGACAUCAUGGUGGCCUUUAAAGGGGUCUGGACUCAAGCUUUCUGGAAAGCUGUCACAGCAGAAUUUCUGGCUAUGCUUAUUUUUGUUCUCCUCAGCCUGGGAUCCACCAUCAACUGGGGGGGAAAAGAAAAACCCUUACCUGUAGACAUGGUCCUUAUCUCCCUUUCCUUUGGACUCAGCAUUGCAACCAUGGUACAGUGCUUCGGCCACAUCUCCGGUGGCCACAUCAACCCAGCUGUGACCGUGGCCAUGGUGUGCACCAGGAAGAUCAGCAUCGCCAAGUCUGUCUUCUACAUCGCAGCCCAGUGCCUGGGGGCCAUCAUUGGAGCAGGAAUUCUUUACCUUGUCACACCCCCCAGCGUGGUGGGAGGUUUGGGAGUUACCACGGUUCAUGGAAAUCUUACUGCCGGUCACGGUCUCCUGGUGGAACUGAUAAUCACAUUUCAGUUGGUGUUUACUAUUUUUGCCAGCUGUGAUUCCAAAAGGACUGAUGUCACUGGUUCAAUAGCUUUAGCAAUUGGAUUUUCUGUUGCAAUUGGACACUUAUUUGCAAUUAAUUAUACUGGUGCCAGCAUGAACCCUGCCCGAUCCUUUGGACCUGCAGUUAUCAUGGGAAAUUGGGAAAACCAUUGGAUAUAUUGGGUUGGACCAAUAAUAGGAGCUGUCCUUGCCGCUGGCCUUUAUGAGUAUGUCUUCUGUCCAGAUGUUGAACUCAAACGUCGUCUUAAAGAAGCCUUCAGCAAAGCUGCUCAGCAAACAAAAGGGAGCUACAUGGAGGUGGAGGACAACAGGAGUCAGGUAGAGACGGAAGACUUGAUUCUAAAGCCUGGAGUGGUGCACGUGAUUGACAUUGACCGAGGCGAGGAGAAGAAGGGGAAAGACCCAUCUGGAGAGGUGUUAUCUUCAGUAUGACUAGAAGAUAGCACUGAAAGCAGGCAAGAACCCUUAGAACUGUCCUCAGAUUUCCUUCCACCCAUUAAAGAAACAGAUUUGUUAUAACUAGACAUGUGCAAAUUUUUAAAAAUAAAUGAAGCAACAUAUUUGUUGUUUCAUGUCAUAUUCCUCAAUCUAAACAUUAAAUAUUUCAUUAUUGACCAAGGAGGAAAGGAAAAAACUUACUGUGAAUUCCAAUUCUAAAAAAAAAUUAAGUAA
Trichechus manatus latirostris (Florida manatee) is the source of this 1341-nucleotide messenger RNA. RefSeq names its product aquaporin 4 (gene AQP4). Gene Ontology annotation, cellular component: basolateral plasma membrane; plasma membrane. The transcript has 5 exons. Lineage: Eukaryota; Metazoa; Chordata; Mammalia; Sirenia; Trichechidae. Gene Ontology annotation, biological process: water transport; transmembrane transport. The coding region runs from base 130 to 1101 and encodes 323 amino acids. Gene Ontology annotation, molecular function: water channel activity. The record is from RefSeq and is a predicted model, not a curated record.